Messenger RNA from Rubroshorea leprosula, 1073 nucleotides. The record is from the annotation of a GenBank genome assembly. Lineage: Eukaryota; Viridiplantae; Streptophyta; Magnoliopsida; Malvales; Dipterocarpaceae.
ACCAUUUCCUACACAAAUCGGCCUAACAUUGACUCUUCUUUCCAAUUGUACCACCAGAAGGUUGCACUGCUUUCCACGCUAUGGCACAUGCAGAAGAAGAAGUACAUCAACACUUUAGUUUCAUUGACCCUUGGUUCGAUUGUGACUACAAAUUCCUGAACUUUGAUGCCCAAGUUUCCCUAGAUUUCCCCAGCCAAGAAGAUCAAUAAUGCAUGGUGCAGUUGAGGGUAGUUGUGCCAGAGCAUCUGCGAUACCAUCUCCAAUUCUAUUGCGGGUGUCAUUUUGGGUUCUGCCGGAAUUUCGCCAGCCCCAAUUCUGCUUGAUUUCCCUAACAAAUCCCCCACCCGAAGUUGGAAUCUUUGAAUUCUGCAAGCAUACUUCUGGUGAAACUCCACUGGCUUCGUUUUGGUGUGAUGCGGACACCAAUAAAACUCCUAAGCCACCCAAAGAGAUCCUUGAUGACCCCAUCACCUUUGAUUUCAGACCCUACAUGCAUUCAACCUUCCUGGCUGACAGAUUCAACUAUACAUAUGCGAGCCACAAGCGCCUCACUAGACUUCCCAAUGCUAAUCUCCAUUGUCGUCUAAAAGCUCAUCCUGAAACGGAUUAUGAAGCAGCCGUUGCCCCACCUUGUUGCAAGCGUGAGAUAACUUCAUUAAGGAUGUGCAUGAUGGUGAGAAUCAUGAUGCUCCAAAGAUUUCACUCAGCUCCAGUGACUAGCAAUGGAAAGGAAACAACAAGAAAUGCAUUCGGUGGACCAAUGCCACUAGGUUUCCAAAGGGCUCCAGUCAAAACGUGCUCUGAAGAAGACAUUAAUGGUGGAAACCAUUUCUACACCAAUUGCAGAGAAUAUUGACAACAUUAUUGCUGAUUGAAACCAAGUAGAUGAUGAUCAUACUCCCGGAAAGGAUCUUCCUGUUGUAUUGGCAGUCCAGGAGUCCGUUUCUACUCAAGUAAUUUUGCCUUUGGACGGUAUGGGGAUAGAAAGAUGUGGACCAUCAUCAUUUUCAUUUCUUUUUCCCUUUUUUCACUUGUCUGCUUCCAAGAAAUAGCAAUAAAUGCAGUUAGUUGCC